GCGAGAUGCCGCAUAUUUUUAAUGUAAACGAUAUGUGAGUCAGAAAUACAGACUGUCUGGCGCCGGCUGAUUGGAAUUAAGAGAUCAUGUAGCAGUUCAUUGUUUUCAUUUUACUAUGUGCAGGUGCAACAGGUGAUACGUGUGUUAACGAUGGGCUAGAUUGCCUGUCUGGGUGUCUUGGGUGUGGCCACGUGACGUAACCAUGACAACUGAGGACUUGUUACAGCCGGGCCAGGUGGUAAAGGAUCGCUGGAAGGUGGUCAAGAAGAUAGGAGGAGGUGGUUUUGGAGAAAUCUACGAAGGCUUUGACCUGGUGACGAAAGAAAAUGUCGCUUUAAAGUUGGAGUCUGCUAAACAACCAAAACAGGUGCUCAAAAUGGAGGUAGCUGUGCUGAAAAAGCUACAAGGUCGGGAUCAUGUCUGCCGUUUCAUUGGCUGUGGCAGGAAUGAUAAGUACAACUAUGUGGUGAUGUCCCUGCAGGGGAAAAAUCUGGCAGAGUUAAGGAGGAGUCAGUCGCGGGGGUGUUUUAGUAUCAGCACUACCCUCAGACUUGGAGCCCAGAUCCUCCGGGCCAUUGAGAGCAUACAUGAAGUGGGCUUCCUGCAUAGAGAUAUCAAACCGUCAAAUUUCUCUAUGGGCCGUCUCUCCAGUAACAGCAAGAAGGUGUACAUGCUGGACUUUGGCUUGGCCAGACAGUAUACGACAACGACGGGGGAAGUUCGUCCACCUCGUGCUGCAGCUGGAUUCAGAGGGACUGUGAGAUAUGCCUCAGUCAAUGCUCACAAAAACAAGGAAAUGGGUCGUCACGAUGACUUGUGGUCGCUUUUCUACAUGCUGGUGGAGUUUGUGGUGGGUCAGUUACCCUGGAGGAAGAUCAAAGACAAGGAGCAGGUGGGAGUGAUGAAGGAGAAGUAUGAGCACACACAGCUCCUCAAACACAUGCCUACCGAGUUCAAGGCAUUUCUCGAACAUAUCCAGACACUGGACUACUUUGACAAACCAGACUAUGCCCUGCUGCAUAACUUAUUUGAACAGUGCAUGAGAAGGAAGGGUAUUAAAGACUUUGAUGCAUUUGAUUGGGAGAAAUCUGGAGGAGAUUUGUCUUUGACAACUACAACAACAACCACGCCACCAGUGGGCAUAAGGCAGUCUGGAAUUCCAGGGUUACUGGUGGGUGGGCAGAAUACCCCUGGUCAUGGGGCCACAGAGGUGAUGGAUGAAAACCUGAGCCAUGAGGAAGAGGACAAGAAACCCGACCUCAUCAUAGACAAUAAGCUGCUGAAGGACCUGGACAACCGUCUCAAGGAGAGCGACAAGGACUACAUAGCACCACUGAAGGAGCAGAAUGGACCGGCUGAAAAGGAUGGCUGGAAGUACGCAGCAGAGGAGCAGGUCAAGGGACAGAAGGAGGUGGACGGAGGAGAGAUGGAGGAGGAGGAGGAGGAGGAGGCUGGGAAGAAGGAGGAAAGGAAGACUGGUAAGAGCCAGGUACCCCAACUGGUGGUGUUAGAGAACCAGCUUCGUCACAUCCUCACCCCGGAGACCAGCCCUAGGCCUCGGUCGGCUGAAGAGGAGUCCCAUAACAAGGUGGGCACCUCCAGAGUUGAACAGGAGGAAGACCAGGCCCCUGAUGAACAACUGAGCAAGGGAUACCUACAGUCUCCCAGUCUUUCACCCAAGAAAAACAGCUCUCAGACAAACAAAGAGCGUGGAGAGCGUUUUGACUUCCGAACUGAUGGUGCUACCCAUUUGUUAAAUAGGGAAACUACUUGCCAAAAUCCGGCACCCAAGGCCUUGGACAAGGAUGUUGCAGGGAAAAUCGAUUCGCCCUUAGUAGAGCAAGGGAGAGAAGUGCGACAAGCUCCUGGGCACGAAGACACUGGGGAGCGAGCUCAUGAAAACUCUGAGUGCAAUAUAGUAGAUGAAAAGCAUAGUAUAGUUAAAGGUGCUGCUAGAGCGCUGAACUUUAGCAUGGCUCAUCUCCAGGCGGAUGAGAAAACGCACACCAAUGCAGAUGAAAAUGUUACAAACUUUUAUGGGGACGAGUAUGCAACUAAGGCAUUUCCGUACACAAAUGUAAGUCAGUUAGGGGGUGUGUCUGCAUUUGGUGAAAGCGAUAGUAGUCAUAGUGACCAUUUAGAUGGUAAUCUGACAGAGGGUAAGUCAGGGCGCACACCGACAAAGGCUAAGGACAGGCUAAGAUCUGGUGUGCUAGGUGGCUGGGAUGAAGACAAUGCUCAGAUAGAGAGUGUGCUGAAGACUUCAGUACCGCCUCCAGAUCAGGAGAGAGAGCUUGACUCAAGAAUGGGGUUAAGGAACUCGGUGAUUUUCAUGGAUGAGGAUCGCGACAAUGAUUCGUUUGAUACUCACGUGACAUCUGGCAUCCUUACGCGAGAAAAUUCCCGCGAAGCUUCUCUACAGAUGGACAAGACGCCCUCCUCCAGGCGGUAUUCCACGCCGGUCAUUAUGUGCCCGGCUAGAGAGACGCAUAACUCUCCUGUUAAGUCUUCUAGUCUUUCCAAAACCAUGGAAACAGUUGCCAAGGAUAUCAAACAAAUUGCUUCCAGUCCUCCUGCUCCUUCUAAAAUCCCUGUGAUCAUGUCAAAGUUAAGCUCUACAAAGGGCAAAGACUCUGGGUCAGACUUGAGAGACUCGCGUAAAGUGAGUGCUAUAUUUCAAUUGGCCUUAGGCCCCCACAGGUAA
Liolophura sinensis is the source of this 2704-nucleotide messenger RNA. RefSeq lists its product as uncharacterized. Gene Ontology annotation, biological process: protein phosphorylation. Lineage: Eukaryota; Metazoa; Mollusca; Polyplacophora; Chitonida; Chitonidae. Gene Ontology annotation, molecular function: protein kinase activity; ATP binding. The transcript has 7 exons. The record is from RefSeq and is a predicted model, not a curated record. The coding region runs from base 203 to 2704 and encodes 833 amino acids.